This is a messenger RNA of Aethalodelphis obliquidens (Pacific white-sided dolphin), 2075 nucleotides long. It is a transcript of the gene GDAP1L1, whose product is annotated as ganglioside induced differentiation associated protein 1 like 1. The transcript has 7 exons. Lineage: Eukaryota; Metazoa; Chordata; Mammalia; Artiodactyla; Delphinidae. Bases 1 to 1104 code for a protein of 367 amino acids. The record is from RefSeq and is a predicted model, not a curated record.
AUGGCGACCCCCAAUAACCUGACCCCCACCAACUGCAGCUGGUGGCCCAUCUCGGCGCUGGAGAGCGAUGCGGCCAAGCCGGUGGAGGCCCCCGAAGCAUCCGAAGCGGCCAGCCACGCCCAUUGGCCCAAGGAGAGCCUGGUUCUGUACCACUGGACCCAGUCCUUCAGCUCGCAGAAGGUGCGGCUGGUGAUCGCCGAGAAGGGCCUGGCGUGUGAGGAGCGGGACGUGAGCCUGCCGCAGAGCGAGCACAAGGAGCCCUGGUUCAUGCGGCUCAACCUGGGCGAGGAGGUGCCCGUCAUCAUCCACCGCGACAACAUCAUCAGCGACUACGACCAGAUCAUCGACUACGUGGAGCGCACGUUCACGGGAGAGCACGUGGUGGCGCUGAUGCCCGAGGCGGGCAGCCCCCAGCACGCGCGGGUGCUGCAGUACCGCGAGCUGCUGGACGCGCUGCCCAUGGACGCCUACACGCACGGCUGCAUCCUGCACCCCGAACUCACCGCCGACUCCAUGAUCCCCAAGUACGCCACGGCCGAGAUCCGCAGACAUUUAGCCAAUGCAACCAUGGACUUCAUGAAAUUGGACCAUGAAGAGGAGCCCCAGCUCUCUGAUCCCUACCUUUCUAAACAGAAGAAGCUCAUGGCCAAGAUCCUGGAGCACGAUGAUGUGAGCUACCUGAAGAAGAUCCUGGGGGAGCUGGCCAUGGUGCUGGACCAGAUCGAGGCUGAGCUGGAGAAGAGGAAGCUUGAGAACGAGGGGCAGAAAUGUGAGCUGUGGCUCUGCGGCUGUGCUUUCACCCUUGCUGAUGUCCUCCUGGGAGCCACCCUGCACCGCCUCAAAUUCCUGGGACUGUCCAAGAAAUACUGGGAAGAUGGCAGCCGGCCCAACCUGCAGUCCUUCUUUGAGAGGGUCCAGAAACGCUUUGCCUUCCGGAAAGUUCUGGGCGACAUCCACACCACUCUGCUGUCAGCAGUCAUCCCCAACGCGUUCCGGCUGGUCAAGCGGAAACCCCCAUCUUUCUUUGGGGCAUCCUUCCUCAUGGGCUCCCUGGGCGGGAUGGGCUACUUUGCCUACUGGUACCUCAAGAAAAAAUACAUCUAAAGCCAGGCCCCGGGCUUGGUGUCUGACUGUUGGUGUCUCUGUCCUGUGUGAUUCCCAGUGAGCUCUCAGUAACGCACCGUCUCAUGCACACUUGGACAGCCCCUCCCACCCCUUGUUUGGAGCAAUUCUAUCGUCAGUCUGAAAACAUUCCAUAGUUUAGGAGUAGAUGUUGCCACUGCCGUGAGUUGAGGCCACGGUUCUACUGAAGGAGAGAAAGAGUGAGUGGGAGAGAGAGAGAAAGAGAGAGAAACAAACAAAAACACGAAUGCCUUUUUUUUUUCGAUUCAAGGUCUCAAGAUGGAACUGUGGGGACUGGUUAGGAUCCAAGGGAACUCUUCCACAGGACAAAGCCAACAUCAAGACUUGACUCUUCUAAGCGCUACCUCCAGGUGGGGCUGGAGACCUGGAGACCCCACAGGAGGCCCCUGAAGACUGGAAGGGGCUUCAUUCUCCUCCUGGAAGUGAACUGAGACAGCACUGGCUGGGCCAAGGCAGUGACUUCCAGCCACAGGCCAUGUCUGGGGCCGACGCCAUGAGCACACCCUCCCAUCCCCCUCUUGAUUUGGCCAGUGUGCUCGGUCGGGCACUUUACUGGAAGUCCCUGAAGGCAGUGUCCAUCCUCCUCUUCCCACCCGGAGCUGAGUUUUCCCACCAUGUGAGGUGGACUUUCAGGAAAAGGCACAUUGAUCUUCUCUCGGAAGUUCAGCCCUGGCCGGAGCGCAGGGGUGGGUCUGGAGGUGGAUGUCCCUCCUCCAGCCUCUGCCAAAGCCAUCUCUGUUAACGUCUGCCUUCCCCUUCACUCUCGGGGCUCCCCCCACGCCCUACCAUGCCAUGCAGGGGGGUUUCUGCGUCCACGCUGCCCGUCCUUGCGGCGUCUCACUUCCCUGUGCCUUUUGCAUGUUGGGAGAGGGUCUGGGUGUCACUGCUGCUCAUGCUUAGAAAACACUGAAAGCCCCCAAUAAAAAGCAUCA